AUGGCAACGGGUGAUACCGUGUAUGCUCCAGAUUCGCAUCUAGGUUUCCCCCCUCCCGGAUUUGUUGUUCUCUUUGGCUUCUUCCUCUUCAACCUCUCUACGACCACCUUUCCCACCCUCCCCUCUUUGGCCUUCGUCGUGGCCGUCCGUUCAUUUUCCAUACUUUUGGAUACCGGUGGUCGCUUCAAUUUGAUUUCACUCGUUCCUUUCUGCCUGGCGCGGAUUCAAUGA
This is a messenger RNA of Penicillium psychrosexuale, 231 nucleotides long. RefSeq lists its product as uncharacterized. The transcript has 2 exons. Bases 1 to 231 code for a protein of 76 amino acids. NCBI's taxonomy places the organism in Eukaryota, Fungi, Ascomycota, Eurotiomycetes, Eurotiales, Aspergillaceae. The record is from RefSeq and is a predicted model, not a curated record.